CCAAGAUGCUUUGCGCUACCUCUGAGGUUAAAGGUGAAGAAGAACAUGGCGGCGAGCGUGGAGCACGGGGGAGAGGUGGGAGAGAUCGCGGAAACUUUCAAACAACUGGGAGUGACAGAUGUACUGGGUGAAGCAUGCAGUCAGUUAGGAUGGAAAACACCAACAAAGAUCCAAAUAGAAGCUAUUCCACUUGCACUCCAAGGUCGGGAUAUCAUUGGCUUAGCAGAGACAGGAUCUGGAAAAACAGGGGCUUUUGCUUUGCCCAUCCUUCAGGCAUUAUUAGAAACUCCCCAGCGCUUCUUUGCUCUGGUACUUACACCCACCCGGGAGUUAGCCUUUCAGAUCUCUGAACAGUUUGAGGCUCUUGGAUCUUCCAUUGGUGUCCAGAGUACUGUCAUUGUUGGAGGAAUUGACAUGAUGUCCCAAUCUCUGGCCCUAGCCAAGAAGCCCCAUGUAAUUAUUGCUACGCCUGGUCGUCUUAUUGAUCAUCUUGAGAAUACAAAGGGUUUCAAUCUUAGAGCUCUGAAAUACCUAGUUAUGGAUGAAGCUGACCGGAUCCUCAAUAUGGAUUUUGAAACGGAGGUAGAUAAGAUCCUGAAAGUAAUUCCCAGAGACAGGAAGACAUUUCUCUUUUCUGCUACAAUGACUAAAAAGGUGCAAAAGCUCCAGCGUGCAGCCCUCAAAGACCCUGUGAAAUGUGCAGUGUCAUCAAAAUAUCAGACGGUUGAAAAACUUCAGCAAUACUAUAUUUUUAUUCCUUCCAAGUUCAAGGAUAGUUAUCUUGUGUAUAUUCUGAAUGAACUUGCUGGCAAUUCAUUCAUGAUAUUCUGCAGUACAUGCAACAAUACUCAAAGGACGGCACUCUUGCUUCGAAAUUUGGGCUUUACUGCUAUUCCCCUCCAUGGACAGAUGAGCCAGAAUAAACGAUUAGGAUCACUGAACAAAUUCAAGGCUAAAGCACGGUCCAUCUUGUUGGCUACUGAUGUUGCAAGUAGAGGCCUUGACAUCCCUCAUGUUGAUGUAGUAAUAAACUUUGACAUUCCUACCCAUUCCAAGGAUUACAUUCAUCGAGUAGGGAGAACAGCUCGAGCUGGUCGAUCUGGAAAAUCAAUCACCUUUGUGACACAGUAUGAUGUGGAACUCUUCCAGCGCAUUGAGCACCUGAUUGGCAAAAAGCUGCCAGCCUUUCCCACUCAAGAGGAAGAGGUCAUGAUGUUGACCGAGCGUGUGGCUGAAGCCCAGAGAUUUGCUCGCAUGGAAUUGCGGCAACAAGGGGAAAAGAAGAAACGCUCUCGAGACGAGGCAAAUGAUGAUGAUGAUGGUGAUGAUGCAGAAGGAGCGUUGGGAGUCAGGAAAAAAGUUACUGGUGGGAAAAAAAAGAAAUGGAAAGUUCAGAAAUAAAUACCAUCAGACUUUAUUUCUCUAUAUUUUUAUGCAGUUUGGAAUCAUUAGUCCAACAUCAUUAUCAGAAUGACUUUCAAGGACUCAUGAAGAACAUCUCAGCAAGUUUAGCAGUCCACCUUCAUUUAUUUGUUCAACUUGUAUGCCGCCUUUCUCCGAAGACUCAAGGCGGCUUACAAUGCAUUUAAAAGCCAUAUAUAAAAACAUUAAAAAUUAAAACAUUAAAAACAAUUAACACCCAUUCACACCAUUCAUGGCCGGAUCUCACCAGAUCGCAACAGCGAGAUCAAUGGCCCCAGGCCUGCCGGAAAAGCCAGGUCUUCACCGCUUUUCGGAAGGCCAAUAGGGUGGGGAUGGUCCGGAUCUCAGGAGGUAACUGGUUCCAGAGAGCUGGGGCAGCCACAGAGGAGGCCCUCCCCCGCAGGCCCGCCAGCCGGCAUUGUUUAGCUGACAGGACCCGGAGGAGACCAACUCUGUGGGAUUUUCAUGGAUAUUUUCCUUGCAAACUGGGGAAAUCUCUUAACAUUGGAGAAGUCUUAUUGGUCUCUAACAGAAAUUGGUAUUCCUCUGAAGAAAGCAGAUGAGAACAGAUUUCAUGUAUUCUUUAUGGACAGUGGAAUUGGGAAUAUGGCAGAAGCUUUUCAGUCUGCUGCCACCCAAGUUGCAGUCAAUUAUUUUUACAGCCCAUAUUUAUUUAAUAAGAUAAUUUGCAAAAACAUGGGGUGGAGUGGGGGAAAAUAAUGUAAUAUAUUCUAAUGUUCAAGAUGUGUCAGCAAAUAGCAGACUAAUAAGAUCCUUGAAUAUUAAAGUGAAGGACUUGAUACAGAGGAGAAGAAUUAAAAAAAAACUCUGCUAAAA
Pantherophis guttatus is the source of this 2259-nucleotide messenger RNA. RefSeq names its product DEAD-box helicase 47 (gene DDX47). Gene Ontology annotation, molecular function: nucleic acid binding; RNA helicase activity; ATP binding. Gene Ontology annotation, cellular component: cytosol. Lineage: Eukaryota; Metazoa; Chordata; Lepidosauria; Squamata; Colubridae. The record is from RefSeq and is a predicted model, not a curated record.